AUGGUCCAGGCCAGGAUACAAGUUUUCCCACCUGAAACACACACACACACACACACAGUCGCUAUGAAGUCUAGUUGGGGCCUAUUGUGUGUGCUGCUGGUUUUGUCUACGACCGGGACCGCGACAGGUGGGAACAUUUUGGUGUGGUACACCGAGGGCAGCCACUGGAUUAACCUCAAACCCGUGCUGGAAACACUGGUGGACAGGGGACACCAAGUAACCGUGCUGGUGCCGAGCACCUCCAUCUACGUGAACGCCAGCGAGCCAUCCAGCUUCGGCUAUGAGCCCUUCAGCGUCUCCAUCUCCAUGGAGACACUGGAGGAGUUCCUGCAGGAGUUCCUCCACUUCUUCAUGUAUGAGAUGGACCAUAUGAAUUACCUCCAGAUCUUCAUCAGAUUCGUCGAGUUAAUGAGGAAAGACAUGCGCUUCGCUCUCCAGUACGUGGACGGCGUGCUGAAAUCCGACGCUGUCAUGGGGAGGCUGAGAGAGGCCGGGUACGACCUCCUGCUUGCCGACCCCAUCUAUCCCGGCAGCGAAGUGCUGGCGGACAUGCUGGAUGUCCCCCUGGUCUUCUCGCUGCGCUUCUCCAUCGCCCACACAUGGGAGAGGCUGUGCGGUCAGCUUCCCGCUCCGCCCUCCUUUGUCCCCGGAGCCAUGAGCAAACUGACCGACACCAUGACCUUCUCCGAGAGACUGAUGAACUUCCUCUUCUACACCAUUCAGGACGUGACGGCUUACAGUCUCUGGCAAGACCUCGAUAAGUACUACACCGAGAUCAGAGGGAUACCCACCAGUGCCUGUGAGAUGAUGGGGAGAGCGGACAUCUGGCUCACACGAACCUACUGGGACUUUGACUUCCCUCGCCCUUCCCUCCCCAACUUCAAGUUUGUUGGUGGGCUCCACUGUCGACCCGCUAAACCCCUGCCAGAGGAUAUGGAAGAGUUUGUGCAGAGCUCCGGAGAUGCUGGCGUUGUGGUCUUCACCCUAGGAUCCUUCCUCAAUAGCAUCCCCAUUGAGAAGGGGAACAUGAUUGCGUCCGCCCUCGCUCAGAUCCCCCAGAAGGUUAUUUGGCGACACAGCGGAGAGAAACCAGAGACUUUGGGUGCCAACACUAGAAUCUAUGACUGGAUCCCCCAGAAUGACCUACUGGGUCACCCCAAAACCAGAGCUUUCAUCACCCACGGUGGCACAAAUGGGAUCUAUGAAGCCAUCUACCAUGGUGUGCCCAUGGUGGGAAUUCCCAUGUUUGCUGACCAGCCAGACAACAUGGUCCACAUGAAGGCAAAGGGAGCUGCGCUCAUCCUGAACUUAAGCUUCAUGGAGACAAAAGAUCUUGUGGACGCAGUCAACACCAUCAUUAACCAGCCGUCGUACAAGGAGAAUGCCAUGCGGCUGUCUAGCAUCCAUCAUGACAGGCCCAUCAGCCCAAAAGACGAGGCCGUGUACUGGAUCGAGUUCACCAUGAGGAACAAAGGAGCCAAACACCUGCGGGUCCAAGCCCACGAGCUCGCCUGGUACCAGUACCACAGCCUGGACGUCUUCGCAUUCGUGCUCACCAUCGUUCUGCUCCUCCUCCUCCUGUUCAUCAAGACGUGCGGCCUCUGCCUCCGCAGAUGCAGUGGGAGAACGAGGAGGGCCAAGAGGAAGGCCGAGUGAGCGCUCUUCCGGCUUCCACCCGCGCUGCGGUAUGAAUGUCAGAGGUAUCCCGGGAGCUUUAUUUCAACAAGGUGCGGCUCAGCUGAAGUACGACACCAAGUUUAAAGAGCCAAGAGGACGCUUUUUAUGUUCACGUCAAAGAUUCCUUUUCCCACGUGCGUGUGCAAUGCCGCUUUGAAUUUUUGAUAAACGUGACAAUCAGUUCAAGGUUUUUUGUUGUUGCAGGCCAUUUACAUCACACAUGUCGACUUGUUAUAACACACAAGUGUACUUAGCCUGGUACUUCAUUAGUAUAACUGGACACGCCUGUUGCCAAUUCUGUUCAAAUUAAAGGCAAGCCGUCAUUGGCUGGGUCAAAGAAAAGCACAAAAAUUGCUUAAGAAGGCACUAAACUAAUUAGACGCUACACAACGUGGUGCAAACAAAACCUCGGCAUGGGACAAAAAGACUGCUAAAGGUUAAAAAGAAAAUCAAAUAAACAGUCUUUCCACACCACUCAAAAAAACAUAGCAACUGGGCGUCUGGGUAGCGUAGUGGACUAUUGUUGCCUACCAACAUGGGGAUCGCCAGUUCGAAUCCCCGUGUUAUCUCCGGCUUGGUUGGGCGUCCCUGCAGACACAAUUGGCCGUGUCGCAGAUGUGGGUAUGUGUCCUGGUCGCUGCACUAGUGCCUCCUCUGGUCGGCUGGGGCGCCUCUUCAGGGAGGAGAGGAGGAGGAGGAGGAGGAGGAGGGGGGGGU
Molecule: messenger RNA, 2394 nt
Organism: Lampris incognitus (smalleye Pacific opah)
Lineage: Eukaryota; Metazoa; Chordata; Actinopteri; Lampriformes; Lampridae
Product: UDP-glucuronosyltransferase 2A1-like
Exons: 7
Coding region: 1-1656 (551 amino acids)
Molecular function (GO): UDP-glycosyltransferase activity
Source: RefSeq, a predicted model, not a curated record